Molecule: messenger RNA, 1623 nt
Organism: Sphaerodactylus townsendi
Lineage: Eukaryota; Metazoa; Chordata; Lepidosauria; Squamata; Sphaerodactylidae
Gene: DNAAF10
Product: dynein axonemal assembly factor 10
Molecular function (GO): ubiquitin binding
Source: RefSeq, a predicted model, not a curated record
CUUCGAGUGUCCCGGAUGUGGUGGCCGACCGCGCAUGCGCGCUGGAGUCGCCGCGAGUGGCGGUUGGCUGAAGCUGCCAUGUCGUCGUCGCCCCUGGAGAAGCCGCAGAUCAUCGCCCACACGCAGCAGGGCCUGAACUACACCGUCUUCGACUGCAAGUGGGUGCCGAGCAGCGCCCGCCUCCUCUGCCUGGGCAGCUUCCCGCGCGGCACCGGCGUCAUCCAGCUGUACGAGCUGCAGGGCGGCCGCCUCAGCCUCCUCCGCGAAAUUGAAAAGUCAAAGCCUAUUAAAUGUGGAACAUUCGGGGCGUCCUCUCUACAACAAAGAUAUCUAGCUACAGGAGACUUCGGGGGAAAUUUACACAUAUGGAAUUUGGAGGCUCCAGAACUCCCGGUGUACUCUGUGAAAGGGCAUCAAGAAAUCAUCAAUAGCAUUGACGGUGUUGGUGGCUUAGGAAUUGGGGAAGGAGCACCAGAAAUUGUGACGGGGAGUCGUGAUGGCACGGUGAAGGUGUGGGAUCCAAGACAAAAAGACUUCCCGGUGGCCAACAUGGAGCCAGCUCAAGGGGAGAGCAAAAGAGACUGCUGGACCGUAGCGUUUGGCAAUGCGUAUAAUCAAGACGAGCGGGUUGUCUGUGCGGGCUACGACAAUGGAGACAUUAAGCUGUUUGACCUGAAGAACAUGACGUUGCGAUGGGAGACCAACAUCAAGAACGGGGUCUGCAGUGUUGAAUUUGACAGGAAGGACAUCAAUAUGAACAAGCUGGUGGCCACAUCCCUGGAAGGAAAAUUUCACGUGUUCGACAUGCGGACUCAGCAUCCAACGAAAGGUUUCGCUUCUCUUUCGGAAAAGAAAAUAAAACUGACAGUGUGGGAAAGCGGCACCCUCCCACAGAACAGGGAUAUCUUUGUGACGAGUGGAGGAGCUGGAAACCUUCACCUUUGGAAGUAUGAUUACCCCGGAAAGCUUCAAAAGAAGGAUUCAGAAGGAAGAGAGAUGGGAUGGCCGCUCGGCCAGCCUCUGCAGAACGUGACAUUAUCCACUCAGCCUAUCUCCAGCCUCGACUGGAGCCCAGACAAAAGGGGUCUCUGCGCUUGCAGCUCCUUUGACCAGACUGUGCGAGUGCUCAUCGUCACGAAACUGAACAGGGUUUGACAGAAGAAGGAUUUCCAGCGGGCGCGUUUCUGAGCAAGCUGUUCUCGUUAAAGUUCAAUGACAUUCUUAUGCCGCAGAAAAUGUGGAAACAUUUUCCAGGACUGGGUUUUUAAAAAAGCAUCUCUUCAAAAAUGUAACAUUAAUUUCUCUAAAACUUCCCUCCAGAUUUAGCACCUGAAACCCUGUUUGAUUUGGCGGGAUGCUUUUGCGUUUAAAGCCCUUUACAUUCACUGCGUUUUCAUGUUCUCGAAUUUCGAAUACCUUUAAUGGCAUGUUCGUUUGUCCCUUGUUAAAUGUUUGCGUUCACUUUGGUUUGCCGUCCCACAGGACUAUUCAGCAAUUAUUUGACACCCUAGAAGACAGACCUCUGAAGCAGCGAGUGUUGGUAUGUUUGUCUGUGCAGCUUGAACUCCGCUGUGGGUUCAAAAUCUGAAUAAUGAUGUUGGAUAGAAUAAAGGCUUAAUAUUU